UUGAGGUGAAGACUAUUCCCCUUUCAGUUCAAAGCACGGUCCCAGCCGUUCGUUCCCGCAAACCUUGGCAGGAUAUACUUUUUCUCACGUAGCAUUACUUUCAGUAACUUCGCGGCGUAGACGCAUAUCAUCUUGCUGAUCCAUGGUAUUGUCUUUUCUCGCGGUGGUACGGAAGGCCCUUUCUAGUUAUGGGACGACUUUAUCACCUUUAUGACUAUCCUAACAAAUGCGGGUCAACCCCUGGAUCGAAGGAGUUUCAACACACCACAGUGGAGUUCUCUUCACAAGGGGUAAUAGCAAUUUGAAUUCUCGAUUAUGAAUAGCAAUAAUUCGCAAUGUACCUGUACUAUCAUAAUAUUGCGUCUUACGUAACACCAAGGCUCUUCAUUUCCCUCUCACAUCUUCACCUUCUUGCGAUCAAGUUUAUAGGCCAUGGCGACUAUUGAUACCGCUUCUACUAUCGACAUAGGCGCAGAAUAUGACUAUGUGGUGGUUGGAGGUGGGACAGCUGGGCUCGUGGUUGCAUCCAGAUUGACUGAAGAUAAGGAUGUCAGUGUCCUGGUCCUGGAAGCGGGGGCGAAUCGCUUGAACGACCCAAAGAUCUCUAUUCAAGGUCUUGCCGCCUCGACAUUUCACAAUCCAGAUUAUGAUUGGUGUAUAACUACAGAACCCCAGGUCGGAUUGAAUAACCGUAAAUUGGCGCAACCUCUGGGGAAGACUCUUGGUGGCUCUUCAGCUAUCAAUCUGGGGAUGGUCAUCUACCCGUCUAAAUCCGGCUACGAUUCAUGGGAAAAGUUAGGAAACCCGGGUUGGGGAUGGGACACCAUGGAAAGUUAUUUCCGGAAGUUCCACACAUUUACCGAGCCCCAACCAAAGCUUAAGGAAGAGCUCAUGCUUGAUUACCUCUUAAAGGGCGCUCACGGCACAGACGGGCCCAUCCAAAUCUCUUACGGGAGUGAGGAGGGGUUUCCUCCCUUCCUCCAAGCCUGGCCGCGAACCUGGUCGGCCCUAGGCAAACCCAUCGACGGCGAUCCUAUCGCUGGCGUAUCCAUUGGUGCUUUCAAUAACGCAGCUACACUUCAUCCAACAACUAGGGAGAGAAGUCAUGCUGGAAAUACAUACUAUGCCGAUAAAGCCGCCCAACGAUCGAACCUUCGCGUCAUCACAGAAGCUCUCGUUGAGAAGAUUGGCAUCACACAGAACCCCAACAACCUUCGAGCAACCGGUGUCACAUUCGUUGGGAAAGAUGGAAAAAGGCAACAGGUCUCGGCCAAGCGCGAGGUGAUCCUAGCUGCUGGUGCGGUCAAGACGCCUCAGCUACUGGAGCUCUCGGGAAUUGGUAAUAAGAAUGUACUCGAAAAGCACGGAAUUAACUGCCUUCUAGACAACCCCAACGUAGGCGAGAACUUCCAGGAUCACGGCUUCGUGCCGUUCUCGUGGGAAGUAGCCGACCCAUUGACAUCGGGCGACCAAAUGCGCAACCCAAGCGUCGUCGAAGCGGUGAUGGGUGCUUACCAGACGGCCAAGGCAGGUCCCCUGUCCAUCAAUGCGCUCGGAUCGGCCUUCUUCCCACUCCAGGAUCAAGAUCUGAAACCCGUAUCUGUCAGCCAACUACUUUCGGAUCUCGGUCAAGCAGACGUCGAACCCAAAAUCCUCCGGGAGCAGAUAUGUACCCCAGGUGACAGCUCAGUGCAAUUCACCGUUGCGCCGUUCCAACUCGAUGCCUUCCCUGGGGAUUCGCCUUCCCAGAUCUUUAGUCUUAGUGUCGACGGUUUCUAUGCAUCUAUUGUCGCUGUUCUGAACCAUCCCUUUAGCCGUGGAUCGACACACAUACGAUCAGCCGACCCGCACGCGAAGCCCAUCGUCGAUCCACGUGCCAUGACGCACCCACUAGACCUAGAGCUACAUGCACGGCAUGUACUGCUCCUCGAGAAGAUCCGCGACGCCUCGCCACUACGAGAGCUCUUCAAGGAAGGUGGGCGACGCAUACAUAACGGCGGCAAGAGGGUUGAGACCUUGGACGAGGCCAAAGAAGCAGUGAAACAUGGGUACACGCCGCAUUACCAUGUAUGCGGGACAGCAGCCAUGAAACCUAGGGAGUCUGGUGGUGUGGUCGACUCGAAACUCAAAGUCUAUGGGGUGGAUGGCCUAAGAAUUGUUGAUGCCAGUAUCUUCCCGUUGAUUCCGCGGGGGAAUAUUCAGAGUUCCGUCUACGCGGUUGCCGAGAGAGCCGCCGACCUCAUCAAGACUGGUUAGAGUAUUUAGGUGAUGUACCUAUAGAUGUGGUAUUCUAGCUUAAUCCUCAGUCUAUAUAACAUACAUGUUCGUAGGUGGUAUCGCCAUUGAAGAACUCAUUGAUAUGCUGCAAAGCAUCUUCAGCGCUCGCAUACUCUUCCAUCCAACAUUUACGAAUAACAUCCCCUGCCCAGAUACCCGUCACGUCAGGAAAUUCACGUUUCUCGAAGAAACCAUCAACCAUAUUCAUGUAUGCGUCCAUUGCGGCAAGCGAUUC
This is a messenger RNA of Hypoxylon trugodes, 2512 nucleotides long. RefSeq names its product putative GMC oxidoreductase. The record is from RefSeq and is a predicted model, not a curated record. The transcript is spliced from 4 exons. Lineage: Eukaryota; Fungi; Ascomycota; Sordariomycetes; Xylariales; Hypoxylaceae. Gene Ontology annotation, molecular function: flavin adenine dinucleotide binding; oxidoreductase activity, acting on CH-OH group of donors. Bases 433 to 2256 code for a protein of 607 amino acids.